AUGGACGGGAGGCUGGCUAGGAUAGUUCUGUGCGACACCAGCGAAGCCGUCUGCGACGGCUGGCGUAGAAUGCUGACGUCCCGCUGCGGGGACCUCAGCGUGUCGGUGUACCAUGGCACGCUGGGAGCGCUUCUGGAGCGCGAGUGCGGUGGCUCGGUCGCCGUGGUGUCGCCGGGGAACUCGUUCGGGUUCCUUGGCGGCGGGUUCGACCAGGCGUUGUGUCAGCAGCUUGGCGGAGAGCCGUUUGAGACCUGGUUCAGAGCUAAGCUCCACGAGCGGUACUAUCCCGUCGGGAGCGCGACCGCGGUGGAGCUUGGCGGCGGGUUUUCGUGUGGAGCGGUGCGGUACGUGGUGCAUGUUCCGACGAUGGUAGCGCCUUGCCGAUCUGUUUACGAUCGUCGCAGGUGUGUGGCAACUGGCUACUCGCGCGUGUUUGAUGCGAUGUGGAACGCGUUGGUGAGCUGUCCGGCGGACGUGCAGACGCUGGUGGUGCCCGGGCUGGCGACAGGCUACGCUGGGGUGCCCUCGGAGGUCGCCUGCAAGAGCAUGGUGUUUGCGUUGCGGGUGUUCGCACUGCCGGCGAAGCUGUUCUCGCGCGAGCUGCAGAACGUGCUGAUCAUGCACUUCCUGGGGUGUGGUUACGGCGGGUUCUUUGGCGAGAGGUCUUUGCGCGAGUGCGAGAGAUGGGGGAUCAGCGUCGAGGCGCUGCAGCGGUUCGACGCGAGCCGCGACAGCAUCGAAGACAUCCUGCCGGCGGUCGAGCUCUAUGUAUAA
This is a messenger RNA of Torulaspora globosa, 774 nucleotides long. It is a transcript of the gene PDL32, whose product is annotated as putative ADP-ribose 1''-phosphate phosphatase. Lineage: Eukaryota; Fungi; Ascomycota; Saccharomycetes; Saccharomycetales; Saccharomycetaceae. Bases 1 to 774 code for a protein of 257 amino acids. The transcript has a single exon. The record is from RefSeq and is a predicted model, not a curated record.